Spirodela intermedia is the source of this 2245-nucleotide messenger RNA. NCBI's taxonomy places the organism in Eukaryota, Viridiplantae, Streptophyta, Magnoliopsida, Alismatales, Araceae. The record is from the annotation of a GenBank genome assembly.
AUGUCGGGCCUCGUCGUCGCCGCCGCGGGCGGCGGCGCUUCCCUCGGCACCGCCGGCUACGACCGCGCGAAGGAGGUGAGGGAAUUCGACGAAUCCAAGAUCGGGGUCAAGGGGCUCGUCGACGGUGGUCUCGCCAGCAUCCCUCGUUUCUUCCACCACCCAUCUUCUUCCCUCAACCUUCCCCCCCCCGCCGCCGGAGCCUCCAUCCCCGUCGUGGACCUCUCUCUGCCCCACCACCGGGCCGUCGAACUGACUAGCGCCGCCGCCCGCGACUGGGGAUUCUUCCAGAUCACCAACCACGGGGUCCCCUCCGCCGCCAUCUCCGCCGCCCUCUCCGCCGUUCAGGCCUUCAACGAGCUCCCCACCGAGGCCAAGGCGGCGUACUACACCAGAAAUCAGUCCGGCGGCGUCUCCUUCAACACCAAUUUCGACCUCUUCCGCUCCAACGCCGCCACCUGGAGGGACACGCUGCAGAUCACGAUGGGGCCUUCGCCGGUGGACCCAUCGCGGAUUCCGGAGGUCUGCCGGCGGGAUUUGCUGGCGUGGGACGGGUAUUCACUAGCGGUGGCGUCCAAGCUGUUCGCACUGCUCAGCGAGGGGCUGGGGGCGGCGCCGGCGAGGCUGGAGGAGCUCUCCUGCCUGAAAGGGCGGCAGAUGGUCUGCCACUACUACCCUUACUGCCCGCAGCCCCACCUGACGCUGGGGCUCGCCGGCCACACCGAUCCUGGCGUGCUUACGGUGCUGAUACAGAACGAGGUGCCGGGGCUGCAGGUGAGGAAGGCCAGCGCUGGUGAGGCCGGCGGCGGCGACGCCUGGGUUGAGGUCGACCCCAUUCCCGGCGCCAUCAUCGUCAACGUCGGCGACACUCUUCAGGUGCGCUCUGGUUUUAUUUUGCACUGGCAUCAUGCAUAUAUAUACUAGGCACUGGAUCAAGGACCAUGGAUGAGGUUGAAGGAACCUUGCGGGGGUAUGAUCAAUGGAACGCCUGAAGGUUUGUUUAUUCUUGGAUACCUGUUCUUCCACGAAAUAUACCGUGCUGUUUGUGGAGAGAUUCUGGGGAGUGCAGGAUUUCUUGCAGAGGACGGCGUGAGCUCGGGGAGCUGAGAGCGAUGAACAACCAGAAGUUGGGCCUGGCUGGUUUGCCCGGUUGCGGAGAUUACGACAGACUUGAGCGAUUCAACUCGUGGAACGAUCUCCAUGCCGAAUUUGAGGGGCAGCUACUUUUGUUGCUGCGGGAUGAUCAGAUACUUUUUUCUCCCGAGAUCCGAGAGUGAUUGUCAAUCAAAACCCGCAGAGGUGGGGGAGGAACAUCACAAUCUGCCAUUGGAGGAGUAGAAUAAGAUGGGCCAGGUAGAACACAGACCCCGUUGAGCUGAGAUCUAAUACUUGGAGGAUCCACCAGGGGAUACCCACACAUCAUCAGAGAGCUCCAACAUCAUCAGAAAAAAGGGUGGAUAAGAUCCACCCAGGUGUAGGCUCAUCUUCAACUUGCUAAUCUUAGUAAUCAAGAUCUGUGGGUUGCUUUUGAGGACUCUCUUCCUGAACAUUGAGUUGUUCUGCCUGGGCAGAUGAAAAGCUGGCCGGAGAACAUCAAAGGACUGGUAAUCUGGAUAAAUAUGUAGCACCUGCAUUAAAAAGAUUUUUUUUUCUCUAAUUCUGUGCUGCGUGAACCCAAAUGGGAUAGAAACAUGGUUAAUUGGAUCGGUCAAUCUAGACCCGAAUCGUCACAAGCCAGAUCUAAUUCUUUGGCCGAUUGAACCAGUUUUUUCCUGGCUUUCUGACGUUUUGUAGGACAAACCUGUUUCAAUUCUGACGCACACCAGAAUUGGCCUCAAGUCUUCCAUUGAGCAUUAACUUUCCGAGAUCCUCUGUCAAUGCCAUGAAUUUUCAACAUACAUAUGGAAUUUUGAUGACCUCCAUUGAUGUGACUGAAUUCCAAACUCUUUGGGUGCAAAAUUUUGAUAAAAUGAUCGUAUCUUCCAUUCUUCAGAUGAUAUCCAAUGACGAGUACAGGAGUGUGGAGCACAAGGUAGUGGCCAAUCCCUCUGAGAAGGGGAGAGUCUCAGUUGGAACCUUCUAUAAUCCAGGCCAGAGGGACGGGUCGAGCCGCUACGGGCCCCUGCAAGAGCUGAUUUCACUAGCGAGGCCCGCCAGGUACCGAGAAUUCACAAUGCCAGAGUUCAUGGGCGUGUUCUUCAGCAAAGAACUGGGCUCCAAGUCGCUCUUGGACCACUUUCGAUCUUGA